AAAAACCCUGUAAACCGGCUGCAUCUUUGGCCUUUAAUUCAUUUCAGUGCAAAUUUCAAAACUUCCUGCAAAGACUUCAUGUAAAGUUAUUCUUUUUAGCCAUUGCUGUGAAUUGAUCUAUUUGGACCAAAGUUAUUGCCUCCAAAAAUGAACAGGCAUUUUCAUGUAGUUCUGUGCCUUCUCGUGCUGUCUCUUGAUUGUUUCGGCGCGGGCAUUUUUAAAACUUCUGAAAAUAGCACUUUCUGUAUUUGGACUCGAUCCAUUUCAGAUGGGCGAACACAUUAUACAUUUCUUAGAAGGACUCAAAAAGGCAGAAAGACAUCUCUUCUCUUGUAUGACAGCAUCUGGAACAAAUACAACAGCCUUGUUACUUGCUUAACAAGUAAUGCUCACUCAGUUAUUGAAAGUUACCUGUCCAAGUGUCUGGAUUCGGGAGGCAGCUCUUUCUCCGAGACCCCUGAUGUGCGCUUUAACAUCAGUGAGCUGGUUGAACCCGGUGGCCCCUGUGAGGCUGCAGAUAUUACGGAGGGAUUAACAGCAUCUGUACGGAGGGCCAGAGACCUGCAGGGUGUUGACCUAGAAGGAUCUGUGCACCAGGACAGCGGAGACAAUUCCAGAUUGAAGCUACAGCGCUCAAAGCGUGCAUGGAUGAUUCCAGGGACCAUGUGGUGUGGCUCCGGAAAUCGGGCCACUGACUUUUCUGAGCUGGGUGUGUUUCAAGAAACUGAUAACUGCUGCCGAGAUCAUGACCACUGUAAAGACACCAUCGCCUCUUUUUCGUACAACCACGGCAUCUUCAACACAAACAUCUUCACUUUAUCACACUGCGACUGUGAUAACAGGUUCCGGCGCUGUCUCCUGGGUGUUAACACUACCGUGUCCAACCUUGUGGGCUACGGCUACUUUAAUCUACUGAAGAUGCGCUGCUUUGAGUUCUCUCAAAGGAUGCAGUGUGCAAGGAGAACGUGGUGGGGCAUGUGUGCAUUUUCUGAACUCGCUCCUUAUGCUGUAGUCAAGGGUCCCUCAAACUACACUGACACCCUCUCUAAAACAAACGAGGAUACUCUGAGAAUAAGCUUUCAAAACACAAUCACUCUCGGAGAAAACCAGGCCACCACAAACUCGGAAGCAUCACUUACCAUACAAGCCAAGGAUUUCAGGGAUGCCAGUAAAGAGCUGAGUAUAGUUCCUACAUCACCAUGGCCAUCUGUUACAACACGAUUGUUCCGGAAGACUGAACCUCCAGUGGCACCAACAGACCCACCAAAGCCAACACUUCCUGAGCCUAAACGAAAAGGCACGUUUGAGAUGUGUGACAGCUACAGAGACCUGGAUUCAUGCCAUCUACAGAUCCCUGGUCAACAGGUGAAAUUCGGUCUACUGAACCCUGACCUCAGAACCCUCUAUCACUGUAAUUGUACUGCCAGGCUUGCCCGAAAGAUCUCAGAAUUGGAUGAGGAUGACUCCGUGCAUUCACUAUUAAUGGACUUCGUAUCACAAUCCUGCUUCACUCUACCACAAUCUGAGAACUGUACAGAGGGCAACGGUUGCUCAACCCCUUCAAAAGGGGCCCCACUCAUCCAGCACUGGAGGAAAGACAUGAUGGAAGAGGGACAUCUAGUGGACCACAGGCGCAAACUCAAGAGGAUGAACUCCAAACGCUCCAAGAGGAAAGACUUUUCAGUCAGAUUAUUCAGGAAAUGCAUCAGGAUGCAUGCUAAACUCCAGAGAACACGAGUUCCUGAACAAAAACGUUCAUAAAACACCUUCAAACUUCAAAAAAGAAGCAAACAACUUGCGAUUAACAACACUGAUGGUCUUAUGCAAGAGUUUAUGUGUACUGCACAUUGUGACUAGGGCAAAAAAUACAUCUUUUUUAAUGCAAGAACCAAAUACAUGUGCUAAUUGGCAUGUUUACAUUCAGAAAGACUGGAAUAGUGAUAUUGAAUUUAACACAGGAGAUUAUAUAUUUAAUCGCUUAUGAGUCUAGAACAUUCACCAGCCAGAUAUUUAUGAAAGUAAUACUUAUUAAGCAUGUUAUACUUAUUUAUAAAUCAUACAUGUUAAAAAGUUCAUUCGACAACUACUGUUACAUUUUCCCGAUAAAUGAUACCAGGGACAGCUUUAUCAUCUUUCAACCAUAUCAACUGAUACCACCCACUGUGGCGUAGCCAAGCGUGGGCUGGGGUGGGCCUGGGCCACACCCACAUUAUACCCAGGCCCACCCAGAACAUUAGAGCUCAUUCAUUGACAUAUUCAAGUGCAUAAAUUCUGAUUUCUGAAAGUGUGAAGCAAGUAAGUCAAUGUGUCGCUUCUCUGUUAUUCUGAAAAAUUUGGCAAAACAAAAUUGGGGGCUAAAACUUGGCCCAUUCAUUUUUAUUGAGACCCACCCAAAAGCAAUUUCCUGGCUACGCCCUUGACCACCCACCAUGAAAUAAACUGUUUUAAGUUUAAAUGCAAAGGCAUCAAAUCUUUAGACAUCAGAAGGAAAAUAUUGGAAAUUCAAACAAUCACUUUCAUCCUUUAAAAUGUGCAUAUAUCUUCGAAAACUCUAGUGAGUCCUGCUUUUUCUCAGGUAGAGCUGGAACCUGAUUGCACCUCAUUGCGUAAAAUGCUGCGUCAGAAUGACACUAUGCAUAAUACUCUUACUGCAUUUGCAAUAUGUGUGUGUGGCAGAAAUAGUAUGAGUAGUAUGGUAGUACCAUAAGUCAUUAUACAAAGUGCU
Molecule: messenger RNA, 2725 nt
Organism: Xyrauchen texanus (razorback sucker)
Lineage: Eukaryota; Metazoa; Chordata; Actinopteri; Cypriniformes; Catostomidae
Gene: pla2g3
Product: phospholipase A2 group III
Exons: 7
Coding region: 148-1761 (537 amino acids)
Biological process (GO): arachidonate secretion; phospholipid metabolic process
Molecular function (GO): A2-type glycerophospholipase activity
Source: RefSeq, a predicted model, not a curated record